GAAUUGCCGUGGAAGGGUUACACUACUACUUUGUAGCAUAGACAUUGUAACUUGGUUGAACGCCUCUAAGAAGUUAUAUUUUGACAAGCAGAAUGGCACCAACAGUAGCAAAACAGGCACCAGUACGACGUGAAUAUGAUGAACCACAAGGAAUCAGAGCAAUACUUCUAGGGCCUCCCGGAUCAGGAAAAGGGACACAGGCACCCCUUUUAGCAGGAACGUAUGGUGUCUGCCACCUAUCUACAGGCGACAUGCUACGUGAGACUGUGUCGUCGGGGUCGGAUCUUGGAAAGAAAAUUAAGCAGGUAAUGGAAGCAUGGAAAGCUGGUCAGUGACAACCUUGUGACGUGGACAGAUUGUGAUGUAUCGACUUAGAUCAACCCCAAUGCAAGUAUGGCUUCCUUGAUGGAUUACGUACUAUCAAGAAGCUGAGAAAGCUGGAUGAGCUUCUGCAUCACAAGAAGUCAGAGCUGGAUGCUGUGAUGGAGUUUGCCAUCGAUGAUUCGCUGCUCGUGCGCCGCAUCACCGGUCGCCUCAUCCACAAGCCGAGCGGCAGGAGCUAUCACGAGGAGUUUAACCCACCCAAGCAGCACAUGAUCGACGAUGUAACUGGAGAGCCGCUCAUCAAGAGAUCUGAUGACAAUGAGAAAGCGCUCUCUGCAAGACUGCGGUCUUACCACGACCAGACGAAGCCACUUGUGAGUUACUACCAAAAGCGCAGCCUACACAUGUGGGUGGAUGCCUCCAAGCACCCUAGCGAAGUCUUUAAGAAGAUCAGGGAGAGCUUUGAUGCAUGUACGAGCAAAGACAAGGUGGCAUUCAUUUAACAAUGGUGAAAUAUAGGUACCUUGAUGGCAUAGUGAUAACUUGUGGCACGGUGUUCUGGAAUUGUGGUUACGUGUUCUUGAAUUAACAUAAACGGUUUCCGCAAUUGAUUUUAAUAAGUACAAGUAAUUCUUGCAACAGAAUUCCUAGAGUUCAUACUUGCUAGUACAAAAUUUUAUAUGUUUCUUUAAAACUAGUUUAAAAUUUGCAUUGAGUCUAAAUCAACUUUAGUUAAUUUUUCUAAUGAUUUUAAUAGGCAGUGUAAUUACUAUGUUGUUAAUAAUCAUGAGCUACUCUUCUCAUUCUUUUCUGUUUCUUUGAUUACAAGUAGGUUGAUGUAAUAACAAUACCAGACAAACGGACAUUGUACUGAACCUAAAAUGUGAAAAUCAUGUCAUUACGUAUUGGACAUGUUAUAGAAACGGCUAUAGCAUAUGUUUUUAAAAUGCAACCAGGUGGGUAGAUAAAAAAUACAGGUAAAUUAUAGUGUAUAAUUGAAGAGUGAAAUAAAAUUGAAUUCUUCCCCA
Molecule: messenger RNA, 1352 nt
Organism: Priapulus caudatus
Lineage: Eukaryota; Metazoa; Priapulida; Priapulimorpha; Priapulimorphida; Priapulidae
Product: adenylate kinase 2, mitochondrial-like
Biological process (GO): nucleobase-containing compound metabolic process
Cellular component (GO): mitochondrion; cytoplasm
Molecular function (GO): AMP kinase activity; ATP binding
Source: RefSeq, a predicted model, not a curated record